This is a messenger RNA of Procambarus clarkii (red swamp crayfish), 486 nucleotides long. Lineage: Eukaryota; Metazoa; Arthropoda; Malacostraca; Decapoda; Cambaridae. The record is from RefSeq and is a predicted model, not a curated record.
AUGGUCAGUUUCACACGUCUGGUACUAGCAGAGAAAGAUGCAAUGUUCAAAGCUGGGAACAGCAGAACGAGGGCCGUAUAUUUAGACAAAGCUGUCGAGAAUAACUUCUACAGAUGUAACUUCGAGAAUAACUUCUACAGAUGUUCAGCUAAAUACGUACUGUUCUUCAUGGGGUUGGCAGCCCUGGUUGCCUCUGCUAUGGCUGCCCCCGGAGGCAUUGGUUAUGGCGGUGGAUAUAGAGGCGGAUUGGGAGGAUUCGGCGGUGGAUAUGGAGGAGGAUUUGGUGGUGGAUACGGAGGCUACGGCGCUGGAUAUGGAGGCUACGGGGGUGGAUAUGGUGGUGGCUACGCUGGUGGAAGAGCUUCCAUCAACUUCAAUCUGGGACAUGGUGGCGGGUAUGGUGGUGGCUACGGAGGACAUGGUCUAGGUCUCGGCUUUGGAAAUGGUGUUGGAUACGGCGGUGGCUAUGGUGGUUAUGGAAAAUAG